AUGGAGGAGAAGGGCUUUGUUCUCGAUACAAAAACGAUGCGGUCUCCUUUAAGGGACGCCAGUCACAGAAUCAACAAUUGUCUGACACCAACUACGGACCCAGGAGCAAUUAGGGACGGAAUAUAUUUCCUAACGUCACCGGACCAGAUGUCUCUCGUGGACAGCCCAGUGGCACCCAAGGGCAACGUGGAUAGACUCUGUAUCUCCCCGGCGGUUGACUGUACGCCUGGAUCAAAACGAAAUUCUGCCGUUUCUGCUGGCUCAAUUGUCUCAGGGAGGGGUAAGAGGAAAACUCAUGUAGGGCCAUGGCAGCUGGGUAGAACACUGGGGAGCGGGGCCACUGGCCGCGUGAGGCUGGCGAAGCAUGCUGUUACAGGACAAGCAGCAGCUAUCAAGAUUGUAUCCAAAAAGAGUGCCGCAAUCUCUCAGAGCGAUAGUAUUGCAGCGAUGGAUCGACAAGCGGGGAACUUUAUCGGAACGGGCACGAGGCAAAUGCCUUCUGGGAUUGAGCGUGAGGUAGUUAUCAUGAAGCUUAUCGAACAUGCGAACGUUAUAAGCUUGUAUGAUGUGUGGGAGAAUCGGGGAGAACUGUAUCUUGUGCUGGAAUACGUCGAAGGGGGUGAAUUAUUCGAUUAUGUCCAGACUCACGGGCCACUCCCAGAAGAGGAGGCAGUUCGUCUUUUUCGACAAAUAAUAGCCGGCCUCGGAUAUUGCCAUCGUUUCAACAUCUGCCACCGAGACUUGAAACCGGAAAAUAUUCUGCUGGACGCUAAUCACAAUGUCAAGCUGGCAGACUUUGGGAUGGCGGCUCUCCAACCAGCAGGGCACUGGCUUAACACCUCAUGUGGAAGCCCGCAUUAUGCAGCCCCAGAGAUUAUCUACGGCCGUAAGUAUCAGGGCGACAAAGCAGAUCUUUGGAGCUGUGGAAUUAUUCUCUACGCCUUGCUUACGGGUUUCCUGCCAUUCGACGGGGGCGAUGUCUGUACCACACUGAAGCUCGUGCGGAAAGGAGAUUAUGUUAUUCCACCAAACUUAAGCAGGGAAGCGGCAGACCUUAUCCAGCGUAUUUUGCAGAAAAGACCUGAUUCCAGGAUCCGUAUGGACGAUAUCUGGAAGCAUCCUCUCCUCAAGAAGUAUGAAAGGUUCCACCAGGCCAUAGCAAAUCAUUACAUCGGACCAGCAUCUCCUUUGCAACCUCAGGAUUAUGGGAUGCCAGUUGCGAAACACGACCUCGACGUCGAUCUUCUGAGGAACCUGCAAACACUUUGGCAUGACGUACGUCCAGAAGAACUGCUAGAGAGACUAUUGCGGCCGGAACCGACCCAGGAACGGAUGUUUUACAAUGCCCUGGUAAAGUUCAGGAACGAGCAACUGGAAAAUUACCAAGGUCAGCCCCUGGAAUACUCCGCUAGUGAUUAUCACCACAUAUCCAAGGGCCAAGUUCGACUGUCCAAGCACACCCGCAAUCGCUCACAAUGCGGUUCUUGGAGACGUUCCCAGUUUCCAGUCAUCAAAGAAACUGGUAAACGGAAGGCUUCCCAGAGAGAGCCAAUGUCAUCUGGCACUGUGCAAAGUUAUGACCCAUUCCGCUCUCCGAUCAAUCGACCAUCGGAUGAAUCACCCCAAUUCACUCGCAUAACUAUUCACCGCAACCAGUCCGAUGAGGCGUCAAAACAGACCCAACCAGAAGCCCCUCCUCCAUCAUCAAAUCCAUUUCUCGACCAUGGCAAUGGCGAACUAUAUUGCUCGCAGAGUCCUCCUUUCACAUUAGUACGGAAAAGGAAGAAAGGAAACUCCGUGAAGUCGCUCCAGUCCAAGGCUUCGUACUCAGGCUCACGCCGAGGACUAAACCCUAACUCGACACCUCGAUCUGCUAGCUACAAACGAAACGUCUGUUUCCGGCACAACCGGAACCGCUCGCACAGUUCAAUGUCUGUAAAAGCUCAAAAGACUGCAGGGAACAUUAAGGGACACCCCAGCGAAAAUAGUUUUAUAUCAACUUUUGAUGGCGAUCCGUUCUCGGAUCUACCGAGCAGUCCCAUGCUACCUGCUCAGCCAACUGUGGUCCGUGGGAUGGGAAUCACCAUAAAACAGUGCCCGCAGUCGAAGAGGGUCCGACAUUGUGAUAUUAUAUGGCGGGACGAAGCCCGUAAGGUUUCGCAUGAACUUAGUCAGAUCUGUGAAGAGGCGUUCAAUGGAAGCUCUAUGUCAACGGGCUGCACGGAUAGCACUUACCCAGAGCCAGAGACUCCAGCUACCUCUGUGUCGAUAACUAGCACGGGAGCAUCGAAUGAUCAUGUGGCUCGUGGAAUUUCUGCAGCAUGUCCUACACCUCAAAGUCCAGGUGGCUCGCCAAAAUUCACCUACCCAAGCACGGAACUUGCAGAGACGCGCCGCAAGCUCAUCGAGCACUCGAAGAAGGAUGGAUCUGGAGACCUUUCAGCAUGCGUCGCGACAUUAAUUGGCCACCUGGAUCGUCUUAUAGAACAUGACCAGGCGAUGCAACGUGGUAAACUGGCCCAAAAGGACGAGGCAUGGAGUUCGACGAACGAUCUGUAUGGCAAUGCCUCAAUGGAGCCGAAUCCGCUUCCUAUCAUCUCCGAAGAAAACCAAGGCUCUGCGGCCAAAACAGCUCAUAAAACCGCAGAUCCAAAGCUAGUACAGAAAUUUCCAAAUCCACAUGCGUCAACUAAUCGUCGAAGUCAUGUGGGCCAAGAAGGAAAACGUUCAGUCCGCAUGGUGCCUGAUAGUUCUUUGCACUCAAUUAAUGACCCGAAACCAUUGACUAUUCGCAAGACACGCCCCGAAUUUGAAAAAAAUGGUACCAAGUUUGAAGUUGACGAUGAAAACACUUUGACUCCACGCGCCCUGUCUUCCACCCAGGGCAGGAAUCCUUGUGGCUUGGAUCCCAUUGAUGAAGCACCAGUAUCACAACGGCCCAGCGACACCCGCACCUCCGACCACAAGAAAUGGUCCUGGUUUAGGAGAUCGCAGGCCUCCGAGGAAAAUAUGACGAGGUCAUCCAGAAAUGCCAAGCCCCUACAUCCCAGCUCUGCAACGGUUAUCGUUCAUGAAAUCAAUCAUCAAAUGGACACCCCAAAAGUCGACGCUGAAGAUCGUCUAACGCCCAGAAAGUCUUCGCCCGACACAUCCAAAGGUGGAUUCUUGAGGAAGCUUAUCAAGAGAAAAACUAACAGGAAUGCUCGACAACUUGGAGAAGAUAUCGAAAUCGCGGCCACAAACCCCCUUCUCAACCAAUCCCCAGACUCCGAGCACAUACUUGAAUCCGAGGACAUGGAGUACAGCAGUCCACGUAAAUCCCGAUUAGAAGGAAAGAACCAGAACUGGUUUGCCCGCGUUUUCCAGUUCAAACCAGCCACGAGAGUGAUAGCCCUGAAUACCUCCAAAGUCAAGGGCCGCAAAGAGGUGUAUAAAAUGCUUUGUGAAUGGAAGCAGUACGGCGUCCAGGAUAUCCAUCUCGAUAAACCCAACAGCAUCAUCUACGGCAAAAUAGGCGAAUCUAAUUUCCUGCAUCUUCGACCAGUCGAGUUUUCCGCUGACUUCUACACUGUCAUCGAGGACGGCCGACAAGCUAACCUUAGUAUUGUUCGCUUCAAACAAGAGCGUGGUGCAGCCUCAUCCUUUCACAAAGUUGUAGAUACUCUCUACAUGGCCAUGAAGCAGCGCGGUUUGCUGGUUGAGGAUUCUGCGCGCGCAAACAAGAUGGCUCAAGUCCUGGAUGCUUUCCCCAGCUCUUGA
This is a messenger RNA of Aspergillus ochraceoroseus IBT 24754, 3759 nucleotides long. RefSeq names its product serine/threonine-protein kinase. Gene Ontology annotation, molecular function: protein serine/threonine kinase activity; ATP binding. Gene Ontology annotation, biological process: intracellular signal transduction; protein phosphorylation. Lineage: Eukaryota; Fungi; Ascomycota; Eurotiomycetes; Eurotiales; Aspergillaceae. The coding region runs from base 1 to 3759 and encodes 1252 amino acids. The record is from RefSeq and is a predicted model, not a curated record. Gene Ontology annotation, cellular component: cytoplasm. The transcript has 5 exons.